Lytechinus pictus (painted urchin) is the source of this 5263-nucleotide messenger RNA. Its product is annotated as integrin alpha pat-2-like. The transcript is spliced from 28 exons. Gene Ontology annotation, molecular function: integrin binding. Bases 113 to 3034 code for a protein of 973 amino acids. The record is from RefSeq and is a predicted model, not a curated record. Gene Ontology annotation, biological process: cell-cell adhesion; integrin-mediated signaling pathway; cell adhesion mediated by integrin. Gene Ontology annotation, cellular component: external side of plasma membrane; integrin complex. NCBI's taxonomy places the organism in Eukaryota, Metazoa, Echinodermata, Echinoidea, Temnopleuroida, Toxopneustidae.
UGUGGGAGCUCCCAAGGGACAAUCCAAUUAUAGUGACAUUGUGAGAGGAGGCGUGGCCUACAAAUGUUCCUUCACCAAUCAAAACGCGUCACUGGCUGGUAAUUGUACUGAGAUGCAACUAGACACUCGGGGUAAUGAUUUCUCGGAAUCAGAUCGACAAAUUUUUAAUAAAUCAGACCAGUGGUUAGGGGCGGCGAUGUCAAGCGGAGGACCUAAUGGAUCAUUAGUGAUCUGCAGACCCCGAUAUCAGUAUUAUUUUUACCGUUCCAACGGAUUGCAGCAGCAACAACGGGACCUCUUGGGUGGAUGCUUCGUCCUUACCCAAGAAGACUUUGAUCAUCCAAACAUCCUACUACCAUGUAUCACUGGUGGUGACAGACGUUGCCAAUUUGGCUUCAGCGUAGAUGCAAAAAAGGAUCAUAUAGUUUACGGAGCUGUUGGACUUGGCAGACAAGAAGGUCAAUUUUGGAGGAGUGAUAGCAGGGGUGAGCAGAGACAGAAAAGACCAAAAAGGAAAAUUGGUGUCACUAGAGAAAACAACUACAGAGGCUAUACAGUGGCUUCUGGUGAUUUUAAAGGAGAUUCGAACCCAGAAUAUGCUAUAGCAGUGCCCAGGCAUAAACAGGCCUUUGGCAAGGUGGUUCUGUAUGACAGUGAUUUGAACGAGUACAAUGACUUAGAGAAUAGCGAUAUGGGGUCAUAUUUCGGCCAUACACUCGUUACUUCCGACCUUAAUAAUGACGGCUACGAUGACCUGGUUGUCUGUGCCCCUCUUUUUACCGAUUCCAUUUCUAACAAUGGUUCGCUUUGGGAGAUAGGAAAAGUCUUUAUUUACUACAACGACAGAAAUGGUGGUUUUGGCUAUGCUGAUACCAUCACCGGUCGUGAUGUCGGCGGAAGGUUUGGGUAUGCAGCGACGUCACUUGGGGACAUCAACGUCGAUGGAUUCAACGAUUUAGCCAUCUCUGCCCCAUUCAUUGAUAAAGGAAACAGAGGAAAGGUCUUUAUAUAUCACGGAAUAGGCCACAAUGCCAGGCUACCCUUGACGCCAGUACAGGUAUUAGAGUCCAGAGAGUUUGGUCAAGUCCUUGUCCCGUUUGGUUGUGCGCUGUCAGCAGGAGUCGAUGUGGACUCCAAUUCUUAUCCAGAUCUCGCUGUUGGAGCCUACAGGUCCCAGGUAGCAGUUGUUUACAGAUCGCGACCAUCUUUCACGGCAUCAAUGCAGGUAUUCCAUGAACCGAGAUUUCUUGAUCUAGAUAUAUUAGAUCAUCUUCUUCCAGAUGGGACACUUACUACGAGGAUGGAUCUGAACGUAUGCUUCUCGUUUGUUGGCCUCGGUCUACCUAAAUCAAUCGUCAUAGGUUAUAACAUCACCCUCGAUGCAGCAAAAUCACAGUCUCCUCGUAUGGCAUUCAUGGAAUCGCGCUCUGCAACACUGCAAUCUACGAUCGUAGCUUCAACAGAGAGCACAAUGCAUUGUACACGGCAUAAAGUCUACAUUCAGCCAUCAAUAGUUGACAAACAGACUGCUAUAUCAGUGAUUUGUACCUAUGAUUAUCUUGAGGACCAGCAAGCCAACUGGACACCUGAUGGUUACCUCAUACCUGUACUCAGUAGAUGGGCUGUUACCAGGUCUGCAUUUUCAGUACCUCUAAAGCGAAACUGUGCGAAUGAAACGUGUUUUCCAAAUUUAGUCAUAUCCCCAAAAGCGGAGACGGAUUAUCUUAUAGCUGGUGAUAACGGGGAGGCUUCUAUACGAGUUGAUAUCGAGAACCACGGCGAAGACUCGUUUUAUUCUACUCUGGAAAUAAGAAUUCCAGACGAGAUCAACUUUAGCAAACUUGAUAGAACAGUUACGGAUUCCAUUGUGACUUGUUCAGUCACUAGACGAGUCGUCGUGUGCCACAUAGGAAACCCGCUCAAAGCAAGAGGAAAGGUAAAUAUGCGAAUCUGCUUUCAAACUGAAGAUCUCUCCGUGACAGAGUCUGAAGUCAUCUUUGCAAUGACGGCUAAAAGCGGAGAUGAUGAACUGGAACACCAUUCGGAGGACAACCAUGCAAAUAUUUCAAUUCCCGUGUUUUCGUCAUCGAAUAUUACUCUUAGAGGUGAAGUCAACCAAGAGCUGUUAUUAUUCAAGGAGACGGACUAUCCUCUAAAUCGAGUUGUGGAAUUUCAAAACGAUAUUGGUCCUCUGAUUACUUACACAAUAUCGUUGGUUAACAGGGGCCCUAGCCCCCUUGGCCCCACGGAGCUCGUCCUCUCCUGGCCAACCUUCCCGGUCCUAAACGGUCAGCUUCUGUAUCCGAUCAGUGCUAUAACCGAUAAUGAUGGAGAUUGUUACGUCAUCAAUGGCCAGUGGAACCCCGAAAAUCUCACAACGACAUUCGGAAAUUACAUCCGUGGCAGACGACAUCGUCGAGAUGGACCUCUUUCCACAUCCUCUCAAACGAGAAUUGCGUCUCCAUUACUAUCGUCCCAACUAAAAUCGCUUGCUUGUAGGUCGAGUUUGUCACCAUGCGAUAAGAUAGUGUGCUACGUAGAUACACUGGCCAGGGGGCGACACUCGGAGAGGGAUGAAGUGGUUGUCAUAGUAACAGCACGCCUCAAAACGGAUCUCUUAGUAAAGUACAAUAUUACAGGAUUCAAGUUGAUGACCCGUGUAGAAGCUUUAGUCAAAGAUAGUCUUCAUCCAAGCACUCCGUUUCUCAAUUUACCAACCGCUGAUAUUGAGAUCAGUACGACGGUGCUUGGCGAGAUCGACCAACCUCAGCCACAUAUACCCUACUGGGUGUACAUCGUCGCAAUCGCAGGAGGUCUCUUUAUUCAACUCGUGGUCAUCAUCAUACUACAAAAGACUGGCUUCUUCAAGCGGAAGAAGAUUUCUCCAAAGCAAAGGGAAUGUCUAAGCCUGGAGAAGGAACCAGUGGUCCUGUUGUCAGCGACUCCAUUAGAAAGAAAUUCUUUAACUUCACCUAUGCAACGGAAUCCUCUCUCUUGCGACAAACUCUUUGAUAUAGACAAUAGAAGAAGUUAAUGAUUAUCCACUAGAGACAUUAACUUAAAUAAAAAAAAUCAAUGAUAAAAAUGAUAUGAUUAUAAAUCGUUAACACCAACGAACGUAGAGGGCAGCAACACCGGCAGCAAAGUGUAAUUGGCGCCUCUACGUUUGGUUGAUUAACAAGAAGGUAAAAGCUGUUUUUAGCUGAUUUUCCAAUGGGUCUUGCGUUUUUAACCUCUUAAUACCCUUCUCCAUUCUGAUACGCCGAGUGGCCUGCGAGAAGGAUGUAGAUCCCAUUUUAGGAGAGUUCGACGAUGGUAUGACUCGGCUGGGGGGUCGAACCCACGAUCUUCUGUUAAUCACUGGAUCUACCACUGAAGCUGACAUGAUUCCCGAUGAGCUACACGAAAUCUUGACGAUCUUCCUCAUGACCUAAAAUCAUUAGUUUGUUCAGGAUCUACAUGUGAGCACGUGCAGACAUUUGCGUAUUUGAGGGGGGCAGACAUGGCAUAUGGAGCAAAAGUAAUGAAAUUGCUUUUCUAAUCCAAAAUAAAUAAAUGAAUAAAAAAAAUCGUAGAUAUUGACGUAGUAUUUUAAAAAUGGCAUCAUAUAUCACCCUAUUCCUUUCCUUUUCCUUUUUUCGUGCAGACAGUUGCGUAUUUGAAGGGGGCAGAAAUUGAAUAUGGGGCCAAAGUAAUGAAAUCGCUUUUCUAAUGCAAAAUAUUAAUGAAUAAAAAAAUUCGUACAUAUUGAAGUAAUGUUCAGAAAUGGCAUCAUAAUCUCCCUUUUCCUUUCCUUGUAUUUCUUUGUUUUUUCUCUCUCUCGGUCGUGAAAAUUUUGAGGGUCCUAGGCUCCCCCUAUCUAUACGCCACCACAUCGGCAGACAUAAGUGAUGAUCGCUUCCAUUGUCGGAAGGCAUGCGGGUCGCACGGGCCUAAUCACAACUGGCAGGCCAUAGAUAUUCAUUCGAGCCAACCCAUUGCUCAAUUUUUAAAUUUGAUAUUGCUGAUUGACAAAAAUGAAUGAAUAUGACUGACAAUCAAACACUGAUUCUAGGGAGGGUACCUUGAACUUACUUUUUCCAAAUUGGAAAGAUAUAUCACCAUUAUGGAACUAUAUUUUUACUGGCGGAAGAAUUAGGGUCAUUUUACUCUCUCAAGUGAUGAAUUUGGUACCGGCAGGUGUAGUCUUCAUAAAUGCGGAUUUAUUUUUAAAAUGAGCCGGUCGAUGUACCCUUUUCUGGUCAGAUAUGGAAUUUCAGACAUUUAUCCUAUCCACUGGUAGUAAACAUUCAACCCUCGAAUUUCCUCCUUAUUUUUUAUGAAUUCUUUUUAAGUGCCACUUUAACACACGAGUCUAUGGGAAAUGAAUUAGGCCUGUGAGACCUGCGGGUUUUACUGCCAGACUCUCGAGUAUCUACGCAUGUAAUCAUUUUCUGAAAUCCUUUGAACUGAAAGUCUAAUUUUGUUUGUCAGAGGAUCGAUCAUUAUGUAAUCGUUUACAAACAUGACAAUAAUUUAAUGUAUGUUUAUCUUAUUCUCAGUUUCUUAUUUUCCUUGGUUAAUCGAAGGCAGACGAAGAUCCAGCGUCACUUCUUUGUAUUAAAAUGUUUUAUUGCAUUAUUAUAUUUGAUUGUAUCAUCAUGUCUGAUUGCAUUUUUAUGUCUGAGUGUAUUAUGUUAGAUUGUAUUAUAUUUGAUUGUAUUAUUGUGUUAAAAUGUAUUAUGUUUGAUUGUAUAAUUGUGUUUGAUUGUGUAAUGUUUGAUUGUAUAUUUUUCUUGAAAAGUGCAAUUUUCCGUUUCUCUUGAAAGCAUCGUUGAUUUUGAUAAUUCCUCUUAAAUUCGCAUCGAGCAAUGACAAAUAAUAAGUAGUGCCUUUUGUAAUCAACUUCCUCAAAAUGUUUCGCAUAUAAGGCCUAUAUAGCACUGAUCUUUAUUUGGUAUUUUGAGUAUUAUUUUGGUAUUACGGAAAACGCAUACUAAAACAGAUUGGAUAGUCUUCAUGAAACCGGUCUCGUAUAUUGUGACUUAUAUUUAAUCAUCUAUUAGGCCAUAUUAUCAUUUCCGCAAACUUUGAUAAUGCCAUUUCAAUACUAAUAUAAUAUACCUUAGAAAAUUCUAGCAGAUCUGACAAAAUCAUCUUGACAUUUGCCUUGUAGUAAAAGAUGGAUAAUAUAAUCAAUAAUUGAAAUGAUUUUUAAUUGAUGUUCUUGACUUAUGAGGUUUAUGCGUUUGUGUCUUGUAAAUAAUAAAGUCCUUGAAAUAUA